CCAUGGGCAAGGACCAGGAGCUGAUGCAGGCCGUCAAGGCGGAGGACGUGGGCGCCGUCCAGAAGCUGCUGCAGAGGCCCCGGCCCGGCAAGGCCAAGCUCCUGGGAUCAACGAAGAGGGUGAACGUUAAUUUCCAAGACACCGAUGGGUUCUCUGCCCUGCACCAUGCGGCCCUCAACGGCAACACGGAACUCAUCUCGCUGCUGCUGGAUGCCCAGGCGGCCGUGGACAUUAAGGACAACAAAGGGAUGCGGCCGUUGCAUUAUGCGGCCUGGCAGGGCAAGAAGGAGCCCAUGAAGCUCGUGCUGAAGGCGGGCUCCUCUGUGAACAUCCAGUCUGACGAGGGGCAGAUCCCCUUGCACCUGGCGGCUCAGCACGGGCACUAUGACGUGUCGGAGAUGCUCCUCCAGCACCAGUCCAACCCCUGCAUCCUGGACAACUCUGGGAAGACCCCUCUAGACUUAGCGUGUGAGUUCGGCCGUGUCGGGGUGGUGCAGCUGCUCUUGAGCAGCAACAUGUGUGCUGCUUUACUGGAGGCCAAGCCAGGAGACAUCACCGACCCCAACGGGACCAGCCCUUUGCACCUGGCGGCCAAGAAUGGGCACAUCGACGUCAUCAGGCUUCUGCUGCAGUCCGGCAUCGACAUCAACCGGCAAACCAAGGCGGGCACGGCGCUUCACGAAGCGUCAUUGUGUGGCAAGACCGAUGUUGUGCGCCUCCUCUUGGAUAGCGGGAUCAACGCCCACAUCCGCAACACCUACAGCCAGACAGCGCUGGACAUCGUCAACCAGUUCACCGCGACACAAGCCAGCAAGGAGAUCAAGCAGAUGUUGCGAGAUGCUUCAGCUGCCCUCCAGGUCAGGGCCGUCAAAGAUUACUGCAACAACUACGACCUGACCAGCCUCAACGUCAAGGCCGGGGAUAUCAUCACGGUCCUGGAGCAGCACGCAGACGGCCGGUGGAAAGGGUGUAUCCAUGACAACCGGACCGGCAAUGACCGUGUGGGCUACUUCCCGUCCAGCCUGGUGGAGGCAAUCAGCAAGCGCACAGGUCCGUGGAACGGCAGCCCCGGGCAAUUCCAGGCCAUCCCGCUCCCGGCAUGUGGGGCCUCCGUACCCAAUGGCCUCUCCUGCUUCUCCUCUUCCUCCUCCUCCUCCUCCUCCUUCUCCUCCUCCACCCAUCAGAUCCAUUUCCUGCCUCCGCCUCCACCACCACCAGCCCCCCACCAGCUUCUUUUCAGUUCCUUUGGCUACUGCCGGUUGCCCCACGGUGCCCUGGAAGGGCCGGGCGCCAACCCAGGUUCCCGAGGGUCCGACGCCAGCCCGUCCCACCUCUCCCCAGGCGCGUCUGCAACCACGCCGGCCCCUGCAGAAGAGAUCUGGGUGCUUCGGAAACCCUACGCAGGUGGCGACCGCAGCAGCGUCGGCAGCACGGGGAGCGUGGCCAGUGGCCGGAGCUCAGGGAGCGGCCAAAGCACGGGCAGUGGGAGCCAUGCCCUCCACCCCGGCUCAGAAGGUGUCAAGCUGCUGGCAACGGUCCUUUCCCAGAAGGCUUCUGUGCAAGAGUCUGCCGUGGGCGACGGGCCUGCCAAGGCAUCGGAGACGCCCGCAGGUUCUUCUCGGACGCCGAGUCUGAGCGGCCCCUCGUACCCCAGCCAGCCCUACGGCGAGCAGCCGGUGAAAAAGGUGGAGCCCCUGUCGGAGGGGAAGAGCUCGGAGGCCGUGUACCAGUGGCUUUUUAAGUUCCAGCUGCAGCUGUACGCCUCAAACUUCAUCAACGCCGGGUAUGAUCUCCCCACCAUCAGCCGGAUGACGCCAGAGGAUCUGACUGCCAUCGGGGUCACCAAACCUGGCCACAGAAAGAAGAUUGCCUCGGAGAUCAACAGUCUCAGCAUUCCUGAGUGGCUCCCGGAAUACAAGCCAGCAAACUUGGCUCUCUGGCUGUCCAUGAUCGGCCUGGCCCAGUACUACAAGGUGCUGGUGGAGAAUGGCUAUGAGAACAUCGACUUCAUCACCGACAUCACUUGGGAGGAUUUGCAGGAGAUUGGCAUCACCAAACUGGGCCACCAGAAAAAGCUGAUGUUAGCUGUGAAAAAGUUGGCUGAGAUCCAGAAGGCUGAAUACGUCAAGUACGAGUCUGGGACCCUGAAGAAGAAGGGGGCACCUCAGUCGCUGGACACAGUGGCCAUUGAGUCCCCCCAGCAGGAGACGGCUGAAUGUCAGUCCCCCAAGAUGACCACUUUCCAGGACAGCGAGCUGAGCAACGAGCUGCAGGCGGCCAUGACGGGCCCUGGUGAGGAAGGGGCAGAAAAGCAGGUCAAUCAUGUGGGGCACUUCCGCGAAGGGGCGGCCUUCCGGCACUCCGCCCGCCUGGCCCACGAGAACAGUCUGAGUGGGCGGGCUAAACUCAUGAGCAGCUCCCAAGAACUGCUGGGGGAUGGACCCAAAGCCGCCGGCACGGCCAUCUCCAAGAGCCAGGAGUACCUGGCGGAGGACGGGAAAGAGGGACCGGCGACUCUCCCCAAGGAAGUGCGUAGUCUCCGACACAGCCACAGCAUCAAGCGGGCGAGCGUGCCGCCAGUGCCUGGCAAACCGCGGCAAUCUUUUCCCCCAUCCGGAGGGCACUACACUCCCCCGCAAACGCCCACCAAGCCCCGCCCAUCCUCGCCGCAGACACUUGGCAUGGCACAUGCCACAGCCAAGGUAAAACCUACGCCACAGUGGCUGCCGCAGUCGGACCGCCCCAUGUCUCCCCGUUCACUGCCUCAGUCCCCCACGCACCGCGGCUUCGCCUAUGUCAUGCCGCAGCCUGUGGAGGGAGAUGCUCAUACGGCAGGACCCUUGGCACAAGCUGUGCCGGUGUUGCCUGUCUCGGUGCCCGUGCUCUGCCUGCCGCCUCAGGCUGGAGACGGCGAGGAGGAAAGCGGCCGGCCAAAGAAGAGGGCUCACAGCCUGAACCGUUACGCCAUGUCAGAUAGUGAGCAGGAACGAGACGAACUGCUGGUGCCGGACGCCGGUCCCUAUGCCACUGUACAGAGGCGAGUCGGGCGCAGCCAUUCAGUGCGGGCGCAGUCGGGCAACGAUAAGAAUGUCAAUCGCAGUCAGUCCUUUGCCGUACGGCCAAAGAAGAAGGGUCCCCCGCCUCCGCCCCCCAAACGUUCCAGCUCUGCAAUCUCCAGCACUAACAUGGGUGACGACUUCACCAAGGAAGGGGAAGAGGGACCGGAGCCCUCCCCGGAACAGCAGCAGAGACGGGCCAGUGAUUUUGGCGGGACUAUUGAUACGGGCAGCGCUGGAAGCGUCAAGAGCAUCGCGGCUAUGUUGGAAAUGUCAUCCAUUGGCGGUGGUGCCCGGGGACUCGCCCUGCAGAAGCCACCCGGCCUUGGGAAGGGCUCCGACGGAUACUACUUGCAACCGGGCGCUGCUGUUCACCCAUCCAGUCCAGAACACUCUCGUGUCGCGACCGUGCUGGCCACUGUGAAGCACAAGGAUGCGAUUGGGCUAGACGGCGAGGUUGUGAACCGCCGGCGAACAAUCAGCGGCCCCGUCACUGGACUAGUUACAGCUGCCCGCCGUGAGCGGUCAGAUAGCAUCAAGUCUGACACGGCUACAGAUGGCGGCCCCACUGAGCGGCUGCGAGCGGAGCACGCCGGAGCUUCCCCGCAGAGCGGUUCUGGCGAGAACAUCCCCUUUGCCGAAGAGGGCAACCUGACCAUCAGACAGCGACCGCGGCAGAUGGGGGUGGCCAAGGCUGAAGGGGGGGAUGCCCCGUUGCUCUCCCACCGUGACCUCACCAAGGUGGAGGCCAGUGCCACCCUGAAGAGGAGGAUCCGGGCCAAGCAAAGCCAACAGGACGGCAUCAAGUUCCUCCUCACAGAGUCCGACACGGUCAAGAGGCGGCCGAAGUUGAAAGACAAGGAGCAGGAACCGGCACCGUUGUCGGUGUAUCAGAACGGCACGGCCACCGUAAAGCGCCGCCCGGCCUCUGACACGAGCAGCACGGGAGCCUCGCAGGAGAAAUCUGACCGUGUUUCGACGCAGCUCCCCGUGGAAGGCGAGCCCAAGAAACCGGCCAAGCCACCAGUAUCUCCUAAGCCUGUACUACCCCAGAAAGCCUCUGGGCCCCCCACACCCACCUCCAAAAAGGCCCCAAUUCCUGGCCCUGGCAGUCCAGAAGUGAAGCGGGUCCACGGCACCCCACCUCCGGUCUCCCCCAAGCCCACGCCUCCCCCGACCGCCCCCAAGCCGAAGGUCCACGCUGCCCUCCAGUCGGCAAGUGCCAGCUCCACGCCCGCACCAUCGCCUGCCAAGCAGCUGGUGCCCACCAUCAAGCCGUCAAGCACACCCCCCUCGCUCUGCUCCAGCCCAGCCAAGCCCCUCUCUCCCGGCGGGGUGGCGUCUCAGACAGUGCCGGUCAAGCCGCCGCGCUCUUCCAUGGCUGGGCCUUCGGCAGAGAGCGUCAGUGCGGAGAGCGCCCACCAGAAACUGGAGGAGACGAGCGCCUCGCUUGCGGCGGCCCUGCAAGCUGUGGAGGAGAAGAUCAAGCAGGAGGAUGGGCAGGCAUCAGACUCCGCCGUGGAAUCCAAGAGCACAGUCAGCAUCCUGGACGACAUCGGCAGCAUGUUCGACGACCUCGCGGACCAGCUGGAUGCCAUGUUGGAAUGA
Molecule: messenger RNA, 4664 nt
Organism: Euleptes europaea (tarantolino)
Lineage: Eukaryota; Metazoa; Chordata; Lepidosauria; Squamata; Sphaerodactylidae
Gene: CASKIN1
Product: CASK interacting protein 1
Exons: 21
Coding region: 3-4664 (1553 amino acids)
Molecular function (GO): protein binding
Source: RefSeq, a predicted model, not a curated record